Molecule: messenger RNA, 543 nt
Organism: Malus domestica (apple)
Lineage: Eukaryota; Viridiplantae; Streptophyta; Magnoliopsida; Rosales; Rosaceae
Product: defensin Ec-AMP-D2
Biological process (GO): defense response
Cellular component (GO): plant-type cell wall; mitochondrion
Source: RefSeq, a predicted model, not a curated record
UACGACUAUAGAUAAUUAGAUACAUAUAAAUUAUAUAAGAUGGAGCGUUCCAUGCGUUUAUUUCCAACCGCCUUCGUCUUCCUGCUGCUUUUGGUAGCCACCGGGACGAUGGUUGCUGAGGGUAGGACCUGCGAGUCUCAGAGUAACCGCUUCAAAGGAACAUGCGUGAGUAAAAGUAACUGUGCUGCUGUUUGCCAAACUGAGGGCUUCCCCGGAGGCAAUUGUCGUGGCUUACGCCGUAGAUGCUUUUGCACUAAACAUUGUUAAUUAGCUAAUUAAUUAAGCUAGUGAUGAGCUGAUCACUUAUCACUUAAUUAUCAGUGGAUGAAUGGACGUAGGUACUUUGAUACGAGUGUGGAACUAGCUAGAAUAAGUUAAUGGCCUUCACAGUUGGGUUGUUAACCUCGUAUCCCUAUUAUGGUUCUUAGUGUUCUUGUUUGUUAAGUACCACCGUCGUGAGUUUUUCGUAAUGCCGUACUAUGUACGAAUUUCAGUAUUCCUGAUCCUUUACGUUUGAAAUGCAAUUAAUCAUCAUUUUCUCAA